This is a messenger RNA of Hypoxylon trugodes, 939 nucleotides long. Its product is annotated as tetratricopeptide. NCBI's taxonomy places the organism in Eukaryota, Fungi, Ascomycota, Sordariomycetes, Xylariales, Hypoxylaceae. The record is from RefSeq and is a predicted model, not a curated record. Gene Ontology annotation, biological process: protein folding in endoplasmic reticulum. The transcript has 4 exons. Gene Ontology annotation, molecular function: protein binding. Gene Ontology annotation, cellular component: EMC complex. Bases 1 to 939 code for a protein of 312 amino acids.
AUGUCAUCUUCCCUUCUUCAUCCGCCGAGUCACUUACCUCCAGCGGUGGCCUUGCAACAUUCACAACAAGCCCCGAGUAUCCUUGGAAGGUCUACAGGAGCCAUAUCAACAUCUGUUUUUCAAUCACUACUCGCCGCUCCCGAAACAUCCGAGUUAUGGACUACCUACGAGAAUCUUUUGCUUUCAUGCCUUCGAACCGGUGAUGACGAGUCAGCUCAUCAAUGUCUAGCCCGGCUCGUAAAUAGAUUCGGCCAAGAUAACGAACGCAUCAUGGCUUUAAAGGGUAUUCUUAAGGAAGCUGACGCUAAUGAUGCUGCUACCUUAAGUGUAAUCUUAAAGGAAUAUGAGCAGAUUUUAGAGGAAAACCCAACCAAUAUACCCAUUUUGAAGCGCCGUGUAGCUCUCCUACGGUCUAUUGGUCGGAUUCCCGAUUCCGUCAGUGCUCUCAUAUCAUUUCUCGAUAUCUCCCCAACGGAUGCAGAAGCUUGGGCUGAGCUUGCCGACCUCUAUUUUUCUCAGGGGCUGUAUUCGCAAGCAGUCUUUGCACUUGAAGAAGUUCUUAUCUUACAACCAAAUGCUUGGAAUAUACAUGCUCGUUUAGGAGAGGUUUUAUUUGUCGCAGGAAAGUCAUCAGAUAACGCAAGCCAGCUCAGCUCAGCUCUCAAGCGAUUCAGCCGUAGUGUUGAGCUGUGUGAUGGAUAUUUACGAGGUUACUACGGUCUCAAAUUGAAAUCAUCACCAAGCCAGGGUGACUCCGAUGGAUUUGCUGUACCCGAUUCGGCCACGCUUAGUAGACUGGAUGAAUUAGCCACUGAGAAGUUGGCAGAAAUCGUACGGCGCAGUUCGGCAGGAGAGAAGGGCUGGCAGGGUUACGACGAAGCCGAAAUCAAAGCAGCCCGAGCACUUCUGGAGAAUGAUUCAAGUGAUCUUAUUAGGUGA